Molecule: messenger RNA, 588 nt
Organism: Rhipicephalus sanguineus (brown dog tick)
Lineage: Eukaryota; Metazoa; Arthropoda; Arachnida; Ixodida; Ixodidae
Product: PHD finger-like domain-containing protein 5A
Exons: 4
Coding region: 91-423 (110 amino acids)
Biological process (GO): mRNA splicing, via spliceosome
Cellular component (GO): U2 snRNP; catalytic step 2 spliceosome; U12-type spliceosomal complex
Source: RefSeq, a predicted model, not a curated record
CACAAACGCAGUAAACAUCAAGCAUUCGUUUUAAGUCAGUCCCUAUCGUAUCCAAUCCUAAUGUCCUAACCAAGCCAGUCAGUUUUCAUCAUGGCGAAGCAUCAUCCAGAUUUGAUUUUCUGUCGGAAACAGGCCGGCGUCGCCAUCGGACGCCUCUGUGAGAAAUGUGACGGCAAGUGCGUCAUCUGCGACUCGUACGUGCGGCCGUGCACCCUGGUCCGAAUCUGCGACGAGUGCAACUACGGAUCGUACCAGGGCCGUUGCGUCAUCUGCGGAGGCCCCGGCGUCUCGGAUGCCUACUACUGCAAGGAGUGCACCAUCCAGGAGAAAGACAGAGAUGGCUGUCCGAAGAUUGUGAACCUGGGAAGCUCCAAGACUGACUUGUUCUACGAAAGAAAAAAAUACGGCUUCAAAAAAAGGUGACAGGGUGGCUGAGGAAGCCUUGCAGCCUCGGGCAAGGCUUCGCGUCUACAUGUCCAUUUCAUCUCUCGCCACCCUGUCGUUAGCAACAUUUCCUGGGCUCUCAAGUUGAUCAUUUGUUUUUCCAUUUUUAACUAUUUGAUUUGAAUUAAACCUUUGUACACAUUC